Messenger RNA from Gracilinanus agilis (Agile Gracile Mouse Opossum), 2343 nucleotides. RefSeq names its product BCL2 family apoptosis regulator BOK (gene BOK). Gene Ontology annotation, cellular component: mitochondrial outer membrane. The transcript is spliced from 5 exons. The record is from RefSeq and is a predicted model, not a curated record. Bases 13 to 654 code for a protein of 213 amino acids. Gene Ontology annotation, biological process: intrinsic apoptotic signaling pathway in response to DNA damage; regulation of apoptotic process; extrinsic apoptotic signaling pathway in absence of ligand. NCBI's taxonomy places the organism in Eukaryota, Metazoa, Chordata, Mammalia, Didelphimorphia, Didelphidae. Gene Ontology annotation, molecular function: protein heterodimerization activity; protein homodimerization activity.
GCGCCUUGGGAGAUGGAGGUUCUGCGGCGCUCCUCGGUGUUCGCGGCGGAGGUGAUGGAAGUGUUUGACCGCUCUCCCACCGACAAAGAGCUCGUGUCCCAGGCCAAAGCCCUGGGCCGGGAAUACAUCCACUCCCGGCUCAUCCGGGCCGGCCUGGUCUGGAGCAAACCCGAGGCCAAGACCCCGACGCCUGGCGGGAAGCUGGCGGAGGUGGCCAGCAUCCUCCUGCGGCUGGGGGAUGAGCUGGAGUACAUCCGGCCCAACGUCUACCGGAACAUCGCACGGCAGCUCAACAUCUCCCUGCAGUCCGAGAGCGUGGUGACGGACGCCUUCCUGGCCGUGGCCACGCAGAUCUUCGCAGCAGGCAUAACAUGGGGCAAAGUGGUCUCCCUCUAUGCCGUGGCAGCAGGGCUGGCAGUGGACUGUGUGAAGCAGGCCCAGCCAGCCAUGGUCCAUACCAUCGUGGACUGCCUGGGAGAGUUUGUGCGCAAGACCCUGGUGACUUGGCUCAAGAGGCGAGGAGGAUGGGCAGACAUCAUGAAGUGUGUGGUGAACAGUGACCCCAGCCUUCGAUCCCACUGGCUCGUGGCCGCCCUCUGCAGCUUCGGGCACUUCCUGAAGGCCAUCUUCUUUGUCCUGCUGCCGGAGAGAUGAGCGCCGGGGCCAGAGCCGCGCUGCCCCUGCACACCCUGGACUCUGGGGCGGGAAGGGCUCGUGUCUGGCCCGCGGGGGCUGCUGGGGCUGCUUCUAGAUCGUCUUUCGCUUUGGGAACAGGUGGCAAGCCCUGUGGAAUCUCGUUUCGCCCCGGCUGCAGUGAGCAGAGGCCGGGAUCCUGGGAAGCUGCUGGACCGGCUUUCUCCACCAUCCCAGAAUCCCUCGCUGGUCCCUCGCCUCUGCUCCGUCCGUGGCGGGAAUGGUCAGCCUUCUCUUUUCAAAGCCGUCCUUGGCUCGUCUCCACCCCGUCUCUCAUCCUGCUUGUGUCCCCUGGCCCUGGCCCUCUCUUUCUUGGACCCCGGUGACCAUCUUCCUUGCCUCCAGUCUCUCAUCUCUUCAGGCCUCCCUCCACACAGCUGACAAAACGUAUUCCCCAAGACAGUGCCGGCUGCGGCACUCUCCUGCUUAAAGCCUCUCGGUGGCUCCCUAGUGCCCCUGGGAUCAUUCCUUAGCCUGGCUCUAGAAAUAGAGGUAGCGGCUCGAUGCCUUUCCUUUUACCCGACAACUGCCUGCAGUUGUCCUCCCCAGGGAACCUUCCCUCUCCAGAAAGAACAGCAGUUAGGAAAAAUCCAUGGACCCUGGAAAGGGGGUCCGAUGUCUUCGACGGUAGCAUUCUGCACGCACAGGCUCCCACCUCUCCAAGGAGUGGAGGCAGGAGUACUUCUUCAUCUCUUCUCCAGACAUUGUCACUCUAGACUCCAGCCAAACUGGACCCCUUCGCCCUACUCCGGAACCCCCAUCUCCGUGCGUUUGACCAAGCUGUGCCCCAACGUGUGAAACACACUCCUUCCUCCUUGGCACCUUUCGGGCUCCCCUUCCUCCCUCUCCAUCCAGUUGUUUCUGAUCUCUCCAUUCUGUAUUGAUGUAUUUAUUUAAGUGUGGCCGUGUGGAAUCCCCCCAGAGGAAUGGAAGCUCCCCGAGGGCCAGGACGGUUCUCCUCGGUACCCUGGCACCUAGCACAGGGCCCGGCAUGCAGGGGGUGCUUAACAAAUGGUGGCUGAUGGAUGGAUCCCGAGGUUGUCAGGGCUCCCCAGGUCCCCUCCGGUUAUCUCCUCCCUGGCGUUUCCUUAUGUGGGUACCUUGUAGCUCCGAGUAGAAUGGAAGCUCCCCACAGGCAGGACUUGUUUUCCUUUUUCUCUGUAGCCUGGCACCUAGUAGUUACCUAAUAAAUGUUUGUUGAAUGAAUGAGUAAAGGCAGAGAGCAGUCAACCCCCUCCCCGCCUCCCCACAUAUUCUCUACAGGAGUUGCUCUUGGGUCUUGCUUGCGGUGGGCCCUGGAGAGCUUCAGAUGGCCUCCAAGAUUUCAGCCUACCAGAGGCACAACGCCUCUCCCUCUGCCCAAGAUUCCAAGGCCAGGAGUGGAAGGGAAGAGCUCCGCGAGGGCCGGGGCGGCACAUCCAGAGGCUUCCCUCUGGCCACAGGGAGGGAGGGAGGAAGCUGAAAAGGAUUGUGCAAGGAAUCAGGGCUUGGGAGACAUUCCUUCCAAAUCCAUUUCCCAGACUGGAAGUAUUCUAAUGAGGAGUUUCCUGAUCUCAGGACAUCCAAAGAACCUGCUCUGGGGGCAGCUGGGUGGCUCAGUGGAUUGAGAGCCUGGCCUAGAGACGGGAGGUCCUGGGUUCAAAUAUGGCC